Molecule: messenger RNA, 2547 nt
Organism: Aspergillus heteromorphus CBS 117.55
Lineage: Eukaryota; Fungi; Ascomycota; Eurotiomycetes; Eurotiales; Aspergillaceae
Product: Metallo-dependent phosphatase
Exons: 4
Coding region: 1-2547 (848 amino acids)
Biological process (GO): nucleotide catabolic process
Cellular component (GO): cytosol
Molecular function (GO): hydrolase activity
Source: RefSeq, a predicted model, not a curated record
AUGGGAGUCCUAUCCCUCCUUUUCACAGCAUUCCUGUCGAUUUCAGCCACCUCUGCCUGUUCAUCAUGUGGCGGAGACCAAGGCUCCUCGGGAUAUCCCAGGUUCACCCGUCGCAUGCAGCCUGGGGAUGUGACCGCAGAGACAGGUCCUAAAGCGCCUCUGCCUUGGGGACAAAUCAACUUUAUCCACACCACAGACAGUCAUGGGUGGCUUGAAGGACAUAUCAAGGAGCGUAAUUUCGGUGCCGACUGGGGCGACUUCCAGUCUUUUGUGGAGCACAUGCGCAAAAGGGCAGACUCCCUGGAUGUGGAUCUUCUGGUCAUUGAUACUGGUGACCUGCAUGAUGGAAACGGUCUCAGUGACGCAACGACUCCGAACGGCGAAUACUCCAAUACCAUCUUCAAGAGGAUCGACUAUGAUCUCCUUGCGCCUGGAAAUCAUGAGCUCUAUAGCAGCGUGGUCGUCAAUCAAACGUACCAGCAGUUCACCAAGGUAUACACCGACCGCUACCUGGCGAGUAAUAUCAACACAACCAUCACAGGCGAGAAUGUGCGUCUGGGAGCCCCGUACCGGUACUUCACGACGAAGCGAGGGAUGCGGAUCAUGGCUUUCGGGGUGAUGUUCGACUGGAAACCCAGUGCAAAGGUCCAUGCUACGAUCCAGCCUGCAUCGCAGAUGAUACAGGAGAAGUGGUUUCAGGACGCUGUUGACUAUCAACCCAUCGACCUGUUUGUUCUGAUUGGUCAUAAUCCGGUCCGUCAAGAUGAAUAUAACACCAGUUCUUUUGGCUUGGUGCAAGGCGCGAUUCGAAAGCGGCGUCCUGAUGUUCCCAUUCAGGGGUUCGGAGGCCAUACUCAUAUCCGCGACUUCAAAUGCUUCAGUGAAAGGUCGUCUGCGCUGGAGUCUGGGAAAUACUGUGACACGGUCGGAUGGCUGGCGUUGGGUAAUAUUGAAUCAUCAACUUACAAUGGGACCAGGACCCCUAGCGGUGUUCCAGCCCCAAGAAAGACCUGUCAUGCCUCUCUUAAUGACGAUGAAGAAGCUGGCUUUGCGGGCGACGACCACCAAAUGGUUAUGACCGCACCGACGACGAUCCCCGUUCUUGACCGUCGCUACCUCGACUGGAACCGACUCACAUUCGCAUACCACGCCACCGGGUCCCAAGACAUAUUCGACACUUUGGAAGGAUUGAAUACCACCGCCGACAUCACAGCCGAGCGAGAGAACUUGAACAUAACACACCGGUAUGGCUGCGCUCCAAAGACCUACUGCUUGUCCUGUAAGCCAGUAGGACAUGAGCGCAACAUCUAUACGCUCCUGCAGAAGGUCAUGUCAGCUAUAGUCAUCAACGAGACUCGCGCAGACCAAGCUCGUAUAAUCAUCUUCAACAAUCAGACAGUUCGAUACGACCUCGUCCAGGGCCCGUUUACCCUCGAUGACUCCUACAUUGUCAUCCCCUACGAGGACACCUUCAAAUACAUCCCCGAUGUUCCUUUCGCGUACGCGUCACGCUUAUUAAACGAACUGAAUAAACCCUCCAUGUCGAAUGAGAGACGAUCCUUGGGCGAUCCUGCAGCGUCGCGAUCAAUCAACCCCGCUUCAUGUCUGGAUCCUUCCGACCCCGAAUGGGCUGCAGCAAUGGAUCCCCAAACCGGGCUCUACCAGCGGAGAACGCUCUUCCGUCGCGUCCUCCCGCAUGACGCACUCGUCCCGGGAUAUAAAACGGCCGAUGAUCUGGGGACUGCGGGGGAUGGAGACGACACGCCUCACGCUGCAUACGACCCCAUCGAGAAUCCCCAUUAUAUCCAAGCUAAUGCAGGUUUUCUAGCAAGGAAUGACCCUCGCACUGUGGAUGUCGUGUUCUCGAGUCAUCUUAGCAAGGCGAUUCCGCCGGUGUUAAAGAGACUGGGCUUUAAGGAUACGGGCGCGUUCGAUUACACCCCAGCGAAUAUCACGACGAGGACGGUAAUCCCGGAAAAUGACAGCAAGAACAAGGCCAACCUUGCUAUUAUUGAAUAUAUUAUGAUCAGCGUCGGCCUCCAUCGACAACUGCAUGCCUCUAUCCUGGGAAGCAGAGCUAUCUCGCCACAGACGUGCCUUGUGCAGCCCCCAAGCGCCCCGGCACCAAUAAUGACCGCCGCUUGCGCAUCCCCCGGCUGCUCUAGCUCCGGUAGCCUUCGCUGCACCAGUCUGGGUUGGAGGGAUCUGGACGAGCCCGGGACGUUCUUCUCUCAUCGCGAUGUCGAUCGCUGGCAUUAUCACGUCUACGCCGAGGCUGGUGAUGCUUCUCUUCCUAAGAAUGAGAUCGUGUCCCGCUGCAUUGGGAAGACGGUUUAUGGAGAUGUCGCGGUCGACGGGUCUUCGAAUACCCAGCCCAAUGAUUACUCGGAGGAGUUCACCGAGGUCGAGUUGCUUCGCACCACGUCCCAUUACAUCGGGAAAAAUGCGGCUGCUGAGAACAAGCGGAGGGAGAGCGCCAGAGUCGCUGGGCUGUUCGGCAUGCCGCCUGGGUUUAUGCCUGAGCACAAGACUUUCACGAUGCCUUGA